UGAUUUUCUCUCUCUCAGAAUUCAAUUGUGUUUGCUGCAUAAUAUGGCUGAUACCGGCCUCAUCCUCAUCUCCUCUCUUAUACAGGAGGCAAUUUCCAAAGCAACUCCAUUUGCUGCUGGACAGGUCAGCUUUGGUCCUUGUCCGCCGAAGGAGUUUGAGAAUCUUGCUCAUUUGCUAACUGCAAUUCAACCUGUAGCCGAAGGCGCUGAGGAAUGCCAAGAAAGUGAUCGGGCGCUUAGGCUUUGGCUGCAGAAGCUCAAGGAUGCAGUUUAUGAUGCGGUGGAUUUGCUGGAUGAGUGUGAUUAUCAUGUUCUUCAGAUGGAAGUUGAGACUCCAGGCCUGAAGCGGAAGCGGGAUCAGGUACACACCUCCUUUUCUCCCUCCAAUCUUGAUGCCUUUAGUCUGCAGGUGGAUAGAAAAUUAUCAGAGAUUAAUGAAUCUUUAGCUGAAAUUAGAAAGGAGGUAGACUUUAUUAAUCUGAUGAUCGAAUUUAGAAAGCAAAAACUUGCAUCUGAUGGGCCAAAUCAUGAGAUAGUCCCCAUUCUUGAUAGUUCGGAAGUUGUUGGAAGGGAAGAUGAUGUCUCAAAAAUGGUUGACUUGUUAGAUGAACUGAGGAGUAAACAUCCAAUCUCUGGCAUUGCAAUAGUAGGUGUGGCAGGUGUUGGAAAAACAACUGUGGCAAAAUUAGUUUAUAUGAAGGCCGAGGAAGAAAAGCGCUAUGAUGUAGUAGCUUGGGUUUGUGUAUCUGGGGAGUUUCAUGAUCACAGAAUUUUGGGUGAGCUGUUGGAAUAUUUCAACAUUAGCGGUGUCCGUCCAAAUACAAUUCAUGAGCUGCUUCAAGAUCUAGGCAAAGAAUUAGAAAACAAAAAAUUUCUUCUCAUUCUUGAUGAUGCUCAGGAAAAAGAUGCUAGCAAGUGGAAUGAUUUUCUCUUUCAGUUAUCGGAAGUUGUGAAAGCCAAUGGGAGCUCUAUUGUCCUAACAACUCGUAGUGAAGGUGUAGCAUCUGUGGUGGAGAAACUUCCUAUGUAUAGGUAUGAUAUGCAGAGGCUAUCAGAUGAUCAGUGUUGGAUGAUAAUUAAGAAGCUAGUUCUCAGUUUACCUUCAAAUGCCAUUGGGUAUUCUAUUGCAAAACAAUGUGGUGGCUUGCCUUUGCUUGCGACCGCCAUAGGAGAAACAAUGAACAGUAUUGAGGAAGAUGAAUGGUUGGCUAUAACAAGAAGUAGAGAAUGGAAGUUAGAAAAUAGAAAUUCAAUUUUGUCUGUGUUAAAACAGAGCUUCUUCGAUUGUGUGCCGUCGAGCUUGAAAAAAUGCUUUUCUUAUUGUUCAAUUUUUCCAAAAGGUUUUGAAAUUAGAAAAGAUGAUUUAAUUCAACUAUGGAUGGCCGGAGGAUUUCUUCAACAAUCUAAUGAAAGCUCUAUGACAAUGGAGGAUAUUGGAAACAAGUACUUAAAUGAGUUUGUGUCCAAUUCCUUAUUCCAAUCUGUGAGAAGGGAUGCAUGUGUUGAAUCUUACAAAAUGCUUGAUUUAGUGCAUGAUCUUGCUCUCUCUGUUUCGGAAGGUGAAACUUCUAUUUGGAAGACUGAGUCCAAUAUUAUUAAUUCUAAUGUUCGAAAUUUGAGAAUCGAGCAUGAUAGUGAUGUGCUUUCAGCCCUUCCUCAGAGGUUGCAUUCUUUGUUCUUGGAUGGUGAUGUCUUCAUAGGAAUGCAGUCAGAUCUCAAAAGUUUGCGAUCUUUCAAAUUAGUGGAAAGUCAAACAAUAAGAUGGCCAAUUUCUCUUGAUAAAUCAAAGCAUUUAAGAUACCUUGAAAUCGCACAAAGCAAAAUUGGAGCAUUACCAGGAUUUUCAUCCAAGUUCCAUAUGUUGCAGACUUUAAAAGUUACGCAAUGCAAAUGUCUUAUUAUGCUUCCCGAUAAUAUAAACAAAUUAGAUAGCUUGAGGCAUCUUUAUCUUGAUAAACCGAACCUUAUGCCGAAGGGGAUUGGACACCUAACUUCCCUUCAAACUUUACCAAUAUUUUUUGUGCGAAGAGGGAAGGGAUUCACAAUUGAAGAACUUGGAUGCUUAACCCAGCUCAGAGGGAAAAUGGAGAUUCGGGAUCUUGACCUUAUAACUUCUAAAUCAGAAGCUAUUAGAGCAAGACUAAAUGAAAAGACAGAAUUACACGAGUUGGUACUUAAAUGGAACCGAUUGAUGAGAUCCAAGCAGCAUGAGGAGGUACUAGAGGGUCUUCAAUCUCACUCAAAUCUGAAAAGUUUAAGUAUUAUUGAUUACAAUGGAUGUAGCUACCCGUCUUGGAUAGAUGGGCUCUCAUCUCUUCAGCAGUUGAAAAUUGAGUCGUGCGGUGAGUUAAUUUCUAUUCCAGAAGAUUUCAGGAAAUUGCGUUCCCUCAGUGUUCUUGAUAUUACUUAUUGUUCUAAACUAAGGAGCAUUCCAGAAGGGUGGCUAGCUAGCCUCACCUGCUUGAAGGAGUUAAGGAUGGGUCCUUUCUGGCCAGAGUUGCUUGAAUUUCCGGAACUUGCUGAGAUCCAUCACCUCCACGCAUCCCUUGAAGCUUUGACAUUGAAUGGAUGGGCUAAACUUGAGAGUCUGCCACAUCGGCUUCAACAUCUCACAACCCUCAAGAAAUUACAUAUAAACGGGUGUGGAGAGAAAGCUUCUCUAAAGUGGUUCGGAGAGCUCAGUGUGAAAGAGUUAAGGAUAGGUCCUCUCGACGUGGGGCUAACGGAAUUCCCAGAACUCACUUUCAUUCAUCACUUUCCCUCCCUCGAAAGAUUGGAAUUGUGUGGAUGGUAUGGGUUAGGGUCUCUGCCACAUCAGCUUCGACAUCUCACUGCCCUCAAAGAAUUGGUGAUAAGGGAUUUCGAUAGUGUGUAUGCUCUACCAGAGUGGUUGGGUAACCUCUCUUCUCUUCGGGAGCUGAAUAUUAGCAACUGUGUGAACUUGUUUUUACCUUCCGUUGAAGCCAUGAGACGCCUCUCCAACCUGCAAUCUCUUAUUAUUGAAGGCCCUAGGGUGCCUUGGUCCGAGUGGAAAAAGAUUUCGCACAUUCCUAAUAUCAGAAUAGAUGGAUGGACUGUCCAAUCUCAACAGCAUUACAUUUCGAUUUUGUUUAGGAACAGAAAGGGUUAUGUUUAAUUUAUGAGGUUAAUAUAUAAUUCUUCGGCAA
Molecule: messenger RNA, 3167 nt
Organism: Rubroshorea leprosula
Lineage: Eukaryota; Viridiplantae; Streptophyta; Magnoliopsida; Malvales; Dipterocarpaceae
Source: the annotation of a GenBank genome assembly